AGAGCCGUCGCGCCGCGGGUGUGGGAGGGAGGGAGGAGAGGGUGCCCGGGCGCCACGAGAGUAUGACGGGGCUGUACGAGCUGGUGUGGCGGGUGCUGCACGCGCUGCUCUGUCUGCACCGCACGCUCACCUCCUGGCUCCGCGUUCGGUUCGGCACCUGGAACUGGAUCUGGCGGCGCUGCUGCCGCGCCGCCUCCGCCGCGGUCCUAGCGCCGCUCGGCUUCACCCUCCGCAAGCCCCCGGCCGCCGGCAGGAACCGCCCGCACCCCCGGCACCCGCGCGGGAGGCCGGGCCCGGCCGCCGCCCACCCCCGGCUGCGCUGGCGCGCGGACGGCCGUUCCCUGGAGAAGCUGCCGGUGCACAUGGGCUUGGUGGUCACCGAAGAGGAGCAGGAGCCCAGCUUCUCGGACAUCGCGAGCCUCGUGGUGUGGUGCAUGGCCGUGGGCAUCUCCUACAUUAGCGUCUACGACCACCAAGGUAUUUUCAAAAGAAAUAAUUCCAGAUUGAUGGAUGAAAUUUUAAAACAGCAGCAGGAACUUCUGGGCUUAGAUUGUUCCAAAUACUCACCAGAAUUUGCAAAUAGUAAUGACAAAGAUGAUCAAGUUUUAAAUUGCCGAUCGGCAGUGAGGGUGCUCUCCCCAGAAGAUGGAAAAGCAGAUAUUGUGAGAGCUGCUCAGGACUUUUGCCAAUUAGUAGCCCAGCAGCAAAAGAGAUCUGCAGAUUUGGAUGUAGACAUGUUAGACAGUUUACUUAGUUCAACUGGUUUUCCUGAUCCUGAUUUAGUAUUAAAGUUUGGUCCUGUGGACAGUACAUUAGGCUUUCUUCCCUGGCACAUCAGAUUGACUGAGAUUGUCUACUCAACAUUGGUGGUGUAGCUGAGUGGCCACAGACACUCUUUGCCUUCCUACCUAAACAUCAGUUAUGAGGACUUUUUCUCUGCCCUUCGUCAAUAUGCAGCCUGUGAACAGCGUCUGGGAAAGUAAUGAUCCCUGGUUGCGUAAUUUGAGUUCAGGCUUUUGGAGAAAAGGACCCAAGUGACUCUGAUGUUUACAAAGCACCUAUGAAACCCUGUACACACCUAGUUCAUAAUCCUCAUAAUUUAUCAACACAAGAAAGUGUCUUACUUGAGAGUAAGAGUAUGUGUGAGUAUGAAUGCGGGUGUGUGUGUGUGUAUGUAUGUGUGUGUGUAAAUAAAUUUAUAAAUGGGGGACGUAUUGGAGAAGGAAAGAGGUAGACCUGCAAUUUGAGCAAAUAGCAGCAAUGUUUUAGGAACUGAAAUUUCAAAUUUAAAGGCUUUAGCCUCCACUGCUUCCCUGUUUUUGUGGGGAGCAGAGGGGGUGACUAGAGCUAUUUGGCUGUGUUUUGGGGGGAGGGGAAUAAUUUUUGUUCAAUCUUUCCUAGUGACCAAACUUACUUUUUAAAAAUAAUAUAUUGACUUACUAAAUGGAACCGUUUUGAGUUUGAGGGAUCUCCAGAGGAAUGGAGUUAUGUGGGGGUCUCUUGUUAAAAGCUCACCUUUGGAGCAGAGGGCAUACCUACUUUCAGAUAUCCGUCCAUUUUCAUCUCAUUAUCGUUGAGCAAUGUGACUUGCUAAUGUUGCUCUGGUGUCUGUGUUCUGGAUUGUAAAGAUCAUCUGAAAAGGAACUCUUACUACACUGAAAUGCAGAAUUUAAAAAAUUCAAAUACUGUAUUAGUCAAAAAAAGAUGAAAAGGUUAUAUAAUCUUAAAGUAGGAAAAUUUCCUAAAAUAGGAAAGAAAGUGAUUUUUUUUUUUUAAUUCGGUGGGCAGUGUGUACCAAAGUUGGUUUAAAAAUGUUUCCAUUAACUAUUUUUAUUUAAAAUAAGCAUUGGAGGGAAGUUAGCUCUUUUCUUCAAAAGCAGUAACCUGUUCCUCUUUGGAAUAGCACAUUUCAAACCGUGUUAGUACCCAGGAUUUUUACUCAGUAAAUCCUGAUAGUGACUUUCCCUAAAAGCUCUUUUAAGAUUGAGGCUUGUGUAGGUAAUAAAAUAUUACCAAAGUCUACAAAAAUAAAUUAAUUUUCCAUGUUCUCUUUCAUGACAGAGAACGGCACUGGUUCUGUUAUUUUUUAAAUGAAUAAAUGAUUUUUUGAUAGGUAUUUGAUAUUUCUUCCCUCACUGCUGAUCCUUGGGCAGAAACCAUUCUUUAUAUUUGAUCGACUGUUUUCAGAAAAAUCUUAAGUGUACAAUAGUUGUCUAAAACUGUACGUUUAGAAUGGAGUAGCUUAAAUGCUAGGUCUUAGAAGUUUGAAAAAUAGCAAAGAAGACGAUUGGGAAGGCAAGGUCUGAAGUUGCUUGUCAUAUUCUGAAGCUAUGAAGAAUAAAUGUUUCCACUUUGGAUUAUAAAACCCCACUUAUGAUUUUUAAAAUUACACUUGAAAUAAAAUGAUUAAACUAAAUUUUGGUCCAGUGACAUUACUUUGCACUUCAUAGUCCUUUGUACAUUAUAAGACUUUUUGUUUUAAGUCUUAAUUUAUUGCUGAAAGUUUUGUGUGAAACUAUAGCAUAUCUCUGAACUUUACUAGACAACUUCUGAUUUCUGUUCCCCUGUACUGUGAUCCAUGUUCUAUUGAGGCUUUUUUGCCUUAGUUUGAGACUGAAUUUGUGUCUUUUAUAAACACGGUAUGUGUCUUUUAUAAACAUUCUGGAAUAUGUGUGGCUUUAAUGAAUUAAAUCUAAUGGGCCUGAUUGAAGUGAAGGGAUUUAAUAUUUGUUAAAAUGAAGUUAGUCAAAUUACCCACUGGGAUAUAGCCAAAGCUGCUAAAAGUUCAAUGGUUGAGUCUUUGUACUUUUCUUUUCUCCUUCCAUUUCAUAGCAGUGUAGUAUUUAGUGUAUUACACAUCAAAGUAGCUCUAGAACUUGUGACCUGAGUCUGUUAUAGUCCUAGGAAGAGACUCUUAAAACACGUUGCUAGGGAUUCUGAAUUCAGAUAUAGGCAUUCCAGAUCCCCAUGAGUUUAACUGCUAGUAUAAAUCUCCCCAACUUGAGUGGCAUUGGUCAUUUUGUAAUUCCUGCCAAAAUCAUCACAAGUUCUGCAUCAUCAGGGCUCCCUUUGCAUUCCCAAGAAAGAACUGUUGUUUGUCUUUAUGUGUACUUAAGGCUUUUGUCCUUAAAUUGUUUCUUCUUGACACUCCCCACAAUGAAAAAAUAAAUAAAAUUAAACUGACUUUAAGGAUGGCAGCUUGGAGCAUAGCAAAAAGUUGGAGUGUUUGAAUUCUAUUCCCAAUUCUGAUUGUAUUUUGUAUCUUAAAACUGAUUACUGUUACAACAAAGUUUGAAAGCUGCUUUUGAUGUGAAUAGCAAAAUUCUGGUAUAUUGUGGCUAAGGCUUAAGAAUACCUUGUCUCUGAGAAAAGGUGUUAUAAUGUUAACAGUGCCAAAUACACUGUGCGUAUCUACGAUUUAAUCUUUGAAUGUAUGUUAUUUGAUUAGCUCCCUCCUCCUGUGUGAUGGUACCACGCAUAGAGUCAAAUCCUUGUGAUGUUUUGUAUGGCUGUAGACUUUGGCAACAUGUAAAUAACGUGUAAAGCAAGUUUUUAUGAUUGAGGAAUCAAAUUUAUUGAAUUUUAUUAUUGAAAGUUGAAACUCAACAUGUAUGAACAAAGACAAUAAAAGAAUAUACUCUUUUCAUGGACUAUA
Canis lupus familiaris (dog) is the source of this 3655-nucleotide messenger RNA. RefSeq names its product NUS1 dehydrodolichyl diphosphate synthase subunit (gene NUS1). The transcript has 6 exons. Gene Ontology annotation, cellular component: endoplasmic reticulum membrane; dehydrodolichyl diphosphate synthase complex. Gene Ontology annotation, molecular function: ditrans,polycis-polyprenyl diphosphate synthase [(2E,6E)-farnesyl diphosphate specific] activity. Lineage: Eukaryota; Metazoa; Chordata; Mammalia; Carnivora; Canidae. The record is from RefSeq and is a predicted model, not a curated record. Bases 63 to 875 code for a protein of 270 amino acids.